AUGCGUUACAAAGGAGAGGACAUACCCGGACUGGUGGAAGAAUACUUGAAAGGUGGACUAAUGGUGGACGAUUUCGUCACUCAGGAACUCAAGUUUGAAGAUAUCAAUAAGGCCUUCGAUUUUCUCCGAGAUGGGAUCGGGUACCUCCCUCAUCACAUGCCCAAGGCUCCGAUCGAACGAGCAACUCUUCGCCCCAUCGUCUACUACGAGUUCCUCGAAGGACACUCUGCGAGAGCCGCCACGGACAACAUCUGCGCUGCAAUCAAGGGCAACGUCGUCCACUAUUCCACGGUGUCUCGAUGGUUCAAACGCUUGGAAUCUGACGACACGACCUUCGGAGAUCGACCGCGCUCAGGACGUCCAUCGACGUCGAUGACGAAGCCCUGCGGAAAACCCCUCAACGCGAAGCCGAACGCCACCACUCGCGAAUUCGCGAUUACACUUGGAGUCACCCAUAUGGCCAUCGGCAACCAUCUGAACGACCUCGGCUAUAGGAAGACCCAGAAAUAUGGGGUGGAUUGCAUGAAACUGACUCCUGAUGAAACCUCGUUUAUCGCCGCUAAAGGUGGUUUACAGCUCCAUUAG
This is a messenger RNA of Darwinula stevensoni, 585 nucleotides long. NCBI's taxonomy places the organism in Eukaryota, Metazoa, Arthropoda, Ostracoda, Podocopida, Darwinulidae. The record is from the annotation of a GenBank genome assembly.